Molecule: messenger RNA, 1189 nt
Organism: Pisolithus orientalis
Lineage: Eukaryota; Fungi; Basidiomycota; Agaricomycetes; Boletales; Pisolithaceae
Exons: 7
Coding region: 185-838 (217 amino acids)
Molecular function (GO): oxidoreductase activity, acting on paired donors, with incorporation or reduction of molecular oxygen; monooxygenase activity; heme binding
Source: RefSeq, a predicted model, not a curated record
CCGACGGGUAGCCCACCGUCACCCAAGGCAUGUUGCACUGUACCAUGCGAGGGACAGAGUGUUCACACUGGGUCUGAUUGGUCGUUUAUAUCGUGCCACCAUGAAUUAUUGCCUGUCUCCUUCCAACCCUGCCCAGCACGCCAUAUAACGGUGCGUACGUUGUGCAAGUCGAAAUUUCAACACGAUGGACGUGUCGGUUGGCAUAUACGCUAAACUCCAGGAGAUAAUCCGUUCAGCCACUGUAACUGACGUUGCUAAGGGAGUAGCUAUUCUAUGGGCACUGCGCAUAUCCUUCCGCGCUGUCCGGAACAAACUGAAAGCAACUAGACUCCGAGGUCCCCCAAGGACAAGUCUUAUAUUCGGCUUGUCGAAGGAUCUAUUCCACGCAGAGGAUGCGGGGGCCAUGUACGAAGCAUGGGCCGUUGAGUACGGCGCCGCUUACGAAGUCCCUACUGUCCUUGGCGGGAGCAAGAUUGUGUUGUGUGACCCCAGGGCCCUCGCCCACUUCUACAGCAAGGAAACUUGGACAUACGCACACACAGAUUUCGAGCGGCUCUUCAUCAGGAAGAGUUUUGGAAGGGUAAUACUAUGCGCUCAAGGUGAAGACCACAAAAGCCAACGCAAGUCCUUGUCGCCAGCGUUCAGCAGCGCCGCCAUUCGUAAACUGCUUCCUGUGUUUUACAAUUCUGCGUACAAGGCCAAGGCUGCAUGGGAGUCUUUGAUCGAUGCCAACGAUGGUCACAGUGCCAUUAUCGAGGUUCAGAAUUGGAUGAAUCAUAUUUCGUGCGAUUUAUUUAUUUAUUGUCAUUUGGACCCUCAACAUUCCAUCCAGGCUUGAUGUCAUUGGGCUUGCUGGCUUCUCCCAUGAUUUUGGUUCUCUGGACGGAAAGACAACCCGCGUAGUGGAGGUAUUCAAUACCUUCGCAGGGUCGGUUCCGAAUUCUACUAUCAUUCUUCUCGCCGAUGUGUUCCCUCUACUGCUACAUGUGCCAACAUCGAGGGGUGAUUUGUUCGCUGAGAUGAACCAAACACUGGCGGACGUCUCGAGGAAGUUUCUGCAGAGGUCCAAGGAGGAGAAGGAAGCAGGAAUCAUCGAUGGGAAAAACGACAAGUCUAUCAUUGGAGUGCUGUUAAAAGCAAAAGACUCGGGUGCUGAUGUCCAAUUAUCCGUUGAAGAAAUCCUUGCUCA